Molecule: messenger RNA, 3231 nt
Organism: Oncorhynchus masou masou (cherry salmon)
Lineage: Eukaryota; Metazoa; Chordata; Actinopteri; Salmoniformes; Salmonidae
Gene: tbc1d14
Product: TBC1 domain family, member 14
Exons: 14
Coding region: 588-2714 (708 amino acids)
Source: RefSeq, a predicted model, not a curated record
UACAGUAGUCCCAAAGUUACAGCCUUGCAAAUAUAUCCGGGAAAGGUAAAAUGUAUAUGUUCUUGAAUUUCUAAACUGAAGUAGAUGCAUGAUUUGGUCAUGAAGUGAUGCUGACUCUUAAGUUCUGGAUAUUUGUAAAAGAUUAAGCGAAUGGAAAACCUAUUAUGGUAUUUUCUAUUACAGAAUAGCAAACUGUAAUCAAACAAUACUCAUGCAGAGACAUCUUAACAAACCUGUUUCAUUGUCACCUGGCUUCCUAGUUUAAUUUAAACAAAGAAUCAUGCAAUAAGGUUCCUCGGACUAGGCUACUUUGAAACUCUUGUUUCAUGGAUCGAUGGGGAUUUUGGAUGGAGACGAUUAUUUACGCCUUGACGACUGACAGGUGAAUCCAUCGAUGCUGUAGUCUUUCUUGGCUCGAUUACAUUGCACUCUAGUCGGUAAGUUUAUUUUAAAAUGGCGGCUGAAGCUCCAAGACAGCUACGCUGAGAGCGGAGGUGAGGGUGGGUUGCAGCAGCGCAUCAUCAUCAUGGACCACCCGAGGAGCCAACAGCAACCAGCCGCGUCGACAGCCCAUCUGUAGCAUCAACAUGGCACAUUCCACGGAGGGGACCAAAGACCGGAGAGGAAGCGAAAGUGGUGCGGCUGGAGGUACCUUAAUGGAGAACGGCACGGUCAGCUCCGACAACCAUAACCACCACCAUGAACACAGCAAGCCCCCACUCAUCCAGCACUCCCUGCACUAUGGCAACCCCCAGCAGGGAUCCGAUGAGCAGGACCUGGACCAACACAGCCUAGCCUCCCAGGACUCUGGCAUCCCUACCCUGGAGAUCAACCACCCCGAGCACAUCCACUCCCAACCAGGAGACGGUGGCCUUACCCUGGGUUCCAACCACAACGACCAGGGCCCUGCUACCCUCUCUCUAGACCAGUCUGGAGACAGCGCUGGUCUCCGCAAGUCCUCCACCUUUCCCCGCAGUGGCUACGACUCGGUGCGCCUCUUCAGCCCCGCCCCAAGGUCCGGAGCUGGCGGCGUGGGAGUUGUCACCACGGGGAUGGGCAGCAUAGGAGGGGGAAACCUUAACCGCAGUGACGACAUUUCGGUGUGCAGCGUGUCGAGCUUGAGCACGGAGCUCUCGGCCACACUGUCGGCGUCCAACGAGGACAUCCCGGACUUCAUGGUCACCUCCGACUCCAGCGCCAUCGUCACCCUGGAGACGGACGAGGGCGACGCCGCCCAAUUCUCUGACGUCACUCUGACGUCGUCGCCGGGCGGUGACAUCGGAGGGGAUCUGUGGAGCCCACGACAGAGACCGCUGGGGUCAGAGGAGGGCAGGCCCAAGAGACUGGGGCCACUGGCUAGCUUCUUCAACAGGAGUCUGUUUGCUAAGAAAGUGAAGGACACUAUGCCAGUGGAGCAGGAGGACACAGGCUGGAAGCUGUUUGGUCGGGUCCCCCCUGGAGAUGGGAGGGACCCCCAGAAAAUACACAAGGAAUGUGAAAGUAACACUAGCAGAGCUGGACACAGUCCUUCGUCUCCUAGACAGAGUGUCAGGAAGAACCUGGACUUUGAGCCCAACUCCACCACAGCACUUAUACUGGAGGCUCGCCCUGCUAAUCUGCCAGCCAAGCCUGCGGAGGAGGCCCAGAAACACAGACAACAGUAUGAGGAGAUGGUGGCCCAGGCCAAGAAGAGAGAGCUCAAGGAGGCCCAGAAGAGGAGGAAGCAGCUGGAGCUCAGGUGUAAGGUGGAAGAGAGCAUUGGCAAUGCCGCCCAGACCUGGAACCAGGAGAUUCUGCCCAACUGGAGCACCAUGUGUAACUCUCGGCGGGUCAGGGACCUCUGGUGGCAGGGAGUGCCCCCUAGCGUCAGGGGCAAGGUCUGGAGCCUGGCGGUGGGCAACGAGCUCAACAUCACUCACGAGCUCUACAACAUCUGUCUGGCCAGGGCCAGGGACAAGUGGAAGUCUAGGCCUACAGAACCAGUGACUGAAGAUGCAGGUUCAUCUCUGGCGGACAGAGAGGCCAGUCUGGAGCUGAUCAAGUUGGACAUCUCCAGAACUUUUCCCCAUCUCUGUAUCUUCCAACAGGGAGGUCCGUACUACGACGUGCUGCACAGCAUUCUAGGAGCAUACACCUGCUAUAGGCCAGACGUGGGCUACGUUCAGGGUAUGUCGUUCAUCGCGGCGGUGCUGAUCCUCAACCUGGACACGGCAGACGCCUUCAUAGCUUUCGCCAACCUCCUGAACAAGCCCUGUCAGAUGGCCUUCUUCAGAGUGGACCACAGCCUUAUGUUGACCUACUUUGCUGCUUUUGAAGUGUUCUUUGAUGAAAACCUACCUAAGCUGUUUGCACAUUUCAAGGAAAACAAAUUGACCCCCGAUAUUUAUUUAAUCGACUGGAUCUUCACCCUGUACAGUAGGUCACUGCCAUUGGACCUGGCAUGUCGGGUGUGGGAUGUGUUCUGUCGUGACGGAGAUGAGUUCCUGUUCCGGGUGGCCCUGGGAAUCCUGCGCCUGUACGAGGACGUGUUGACCCGCUUGGACUUCAUCCACAACGCCCAGUUCCUCACCCGCCUACCCGACCACAUCCCCCCGGACCAGCUGUUCUCGCACAUCCACGCUGUCCACAUGACCAGCAAGAACAGGAAAUGGGCACAGGUUCUUCAGGCCUUACAGAAGGAGCAGGAGUGGAUCAGUCCAGUUCUAAAGCGCUGAGUACAACGGUCAUCCAGGAGCAAAACAACAGACUGUAGCUCAUUCUCUAACACAGUACUCUACCUGACCCCGUGAAACACUGGACCCUAGCCCAGGUCAGGCUGUGUGAAGGAGCUGCCCUCCCUGGGAUGGAGCCUACCCCAGGCUCAGAGCACUCUGGGCUGGGGACAACCAGCCACUGUGGUCCCCCUAGAUGUGAGUCAUUGAGCAGAGACCCUGGAGGUCUGGAACAGCCUGGGGUGAGGGGUGACUCGGCCUUAUUAUACAUGCUGUGCCCCCUGUCCCAGAAUUAAACCAGGCAGAAAGAUGCUCUCGAAUGUACUGUAUUCUGCCACAUGUCUAUUGCAGGGAUACUAGUUACCCAACUGGACCUCUUCUCUUUCUCACUCCUCUUUUUCUCAAUAACUUUCCCACUAUUUUCUACCUCUCUCUCUUCUACCUCUCUCUCUCUCUCUCUCUCUCUUCUACCUUCCUCUCUCUCUCUCUCUCUCUCUCUCUCUCUCUCUCUCUCUCUCUC